AUGAAGAAAACACGCAGUGGUCCGGCCGCCGCCGCCGCCGCCGCCAUCCCUGACGCGUGGGAGGACGACGACUGGGAAACGCAGGCCGAUAAGGCUGCCACGCAAGACGACGCCUCGAAUCACGACGCCGAGGACAAUGCCCCCGGUGGUGCCCCCCUCACCAAGACGGAGCGUCUUGCGCAGCACGCGGAGGCGAACCGGAAGCUCUGGGAGUCGGCCGAGACGCCCCAGCAAACAUUCCAUUACCUCGAGGCAAGCAACAAGGUGCCGCUCACGUCCUCGUUCAAGCCGCAGGUCAAGGUCCUCAGCCGCAAGCCCGUCAUCGCGCGGCGCGGCGACCCCGCCACGGGCAUGGCUCAGUUGUCCGUCAACGACGACGACGACGACAACGACCCCGAGGGCAAGAAGGAGGUCCAGCUGACGCCCGAGGAGAUCCGCGCCAAGCAGAAGCGCGAUCGCGAGGAGAAGCAGCGCAGGUACGACGAGGCGAGGGCCAAGAUCUUUGGCGAGUCGGCCCCCUCGUCGCGCGGCUCCUCGCCCGGCACCGGCACCACCACGCCCCCGCGGCUGGAAGGCGGCAGGCAUCCCGGGCAGGGUCGUGGCCGUGGGCGGGGGGGCGGCCCAGGACGGGCCGGGGCCGGGGGUGCGGGCGUCGAGAGCCGUCAGACACAGGAUCUGCGGCGGAACACUCCUGCUACUCAGAAUGGGCCGGCGACUCGAGAGCUGUACGACCCCAACCACGCUACCAGGCCCGAUCCUGGGCCGUCACGACGAGUGAUCGGCACGGACGGAGAGUUGGUCACAACGAGGAGCCCGCCGCCCAAGGAUGAUGUGUAUCAACCAAUUCGUGCACCACGUGGGCCAGACAGCAGCGGGCGAGGCUUUGGGUUUGCGCGGCGAGGCACCAGAGGAGGAAGCUGA
Molecule: messenger RNA, 921 nt
Organism: Purpureocillium takamizusanense
Lineage: Eukaryota; Fungi; Ascomycota; Sordariomycetes; Hypocreales; Ophiocordycipitaceae
Exons: 2
Coding region: 1-921 (306 amino acids)
Source: RefSeq, a predicted model, not a curated record